AUGCCAGCUCCACCGGACGCAUCGUGUGGCGACUUUGUACCUCGAGCGUACGGCCGCUACGAUGCGCCCGAGGGCAACGCAUAUGCUCGAGGCGGCUAUGCGACCCCAGACCAGGCAUUCUCACAAGACAGGCCUUUGAUCUUCCCACCCUGUAGCCCGCAGCCGCCGCAACACGUUGCUCUCGACCAGGGUCCUGGCUAUCACAGCUUCGACCCUUCAGCGCAGUUGACCUGGGACUGGACGCAAUCGCCGGGCUUCCCUGACUUCACCACCCAGCACGAACCACCGGGCGCGCUCCUGCAAGAGGCCGCAGAUCGCCAGACCCCCGCCGACGACUUCAGCAUUCCCCUGCCAGUGACCCCGUCUCCGGCCAUGAAGCGCAAGCCAGACACGGAGCUGUCCACCGCCCAGCAGCUUACCAACGAGCGCCAGAAGCCUUCCAAACGCCGAGCUGUGUCGCAGACGUCAUCUACAGCGUCACAAAGCUCCCCCGUACCUGCCGCCCCCGCCGAUGCUCUGCCGUCGCCAGCGGUCCCCAUCCACGCCACGCAAACUGCCGCCGACCCAGCCAAGCAGUCAAGGACGGAGGGCAAUGGAGAAGCACAGGAGCACAAAGGCGCGACGAAGGGCACGGGGCCGCAGGGCAGAGAGACUGACGUUUCGCAACCAAGAAGGGUUGUCGAGUCGGCUGGCAGUAGCGACAUGUUGCCGGCUGGGCGCGUGUUUCCCAUCCAAAUCGGCUCGGCUCUGUUCAGACUCUCUGGCGCGUCGCUGUGCUCAGAUGAGCACCCUCGUACUUCUCGCACUUUUUCAGCGAGCAGUUGCACAGCAACGGCGGUCGCUCAAACGACGUGAGGACUCUGUACAUUGAUCGCGACCCCGACACGUUCCGAGACAUUGCGCUGCAUCUGCAGGGCUACCACAUAGCCCCCCGCGACGGCGAACACUUUGUGAAGCUCUUUGCAGACGCCCAGUUCUAUUCCCGUACGCCCUCUCCUAAUUCCUUUCUGUCCCGCCAGCUAACCACCCCCAGUUCCCCGUCUGACCAAGCAGCUCUUCAAGAGCGACAUCUUUGUAUCCAUUGGCGGCACCCCUUUCCGCAUCCCGCGCUCCACCUUCUCCGCCCCCGGCGACAGCCCCAACUACUUCUCUCUUGGCUUUGCCCAAUGGUUCAGCACGCCCUCGGAAGUAUUUCCAGGGCUCGACCGCGCCGCGCUGCUGCGCCCACCGUCCAUCAGCCCGCCUAGCGUGCCGAACAAAAGCGGCGCGACCUUCAGCGAGCUGUUGAAGAUGCUACAAGGCUAUGAGGUGGAGAUCAGCGGAGAAGUGCAUCGGAGCCAGCUGUUGAAGGAUGCGCGCUACUUUCACCUGAAGGGGCUGGAGCAGCGUCUCGUGCCGCACGAGAUAUCCUACAACUUGAAAAGACAGCAGUCGGAGAUGCUGAUAAAACUGGAAGACAUACGACAGUCAGGUGUAUCCUUCAUACCAGAUACACCCCAUGCAGACACCGACACCACUCCAAAAUCUGGAAGCGUUUCCUACGCACGACCAUACACCGACGACACCACAUCGAACCACAUCCUCAUCCUGGAAACCUCCUCAACCGAAUCGACCACGCUCGUCCUCCCCCGGGCUGCUUCCUCCACCACCCCACUAGCCCUGUACGCCCACGUCUCGUUCCACGCCGACACCCUGCGCCGCAUCACCUCGCUCUUCAGCGUCAUCGCCAGCAAAAUGGGCCUCCCCUCGGCCCAGCCCCUGGGCCUGAUGCACACGCAGACCGGCUCCGGCGUCUCAGGGCAGCCCAUCACGCCCGCCAACUCCGGUAUCAGCGCGAGUACAGUGCGGGUACGAAUCGACGACGACUGUGCGCUGCUCGUCGACGGGGCAGCCGUGGAAUGCGCUCGCGACGCAACCGGGAAUCUCGGCUUCAAGCGCGGGGAAGCAUGGAUCUGGGGCCACCACGCCGACAACAACGGCGACAGGGAAGCAGCAGAAUGGAUCAUUCGACGCGCGCAAUGGCGCGUGCGCGUCGAGCCAAGCGACGUCCAGGGCAACUCUGAACCGGCUCGGCACGUGGUGCUCUGCGGCGUCAAAAUCGACGCCAUGACGCAGCAGCGCGCGAGGAAUGCCGCGAGAGCUUUCUUGAGCAAUGCGUAG
This is a messenger RNA of Ascochyta rabiei, 2160 nucleotides long. RefSeq lists its product as uncharacterized. The transcript has 2 exons. The coding region runs from base 1 to 855 and encodes 284 amino acids. The record is from RefSeq and is a predicted model, not a curated record. Lineage: Eukaryota; Fungi; Ascomycota; Dothideomycetes; Pleosporales; Didymellaceae.